CGAGUGGAGGGACUGAAGGAAGAUCCUGUUGAAUAUCCUGAACUCAGGAGUCUACAGAAUGUCAGUCCCAGCCCAAAGUGCUACAGGUCCGGGAGCAGGAGAUGCUAAUUUUGGGCCUGGAGGCCCCACACAACCACCCAACACAAGCAGCAACAGGAGGCUGCAGCAAACACAGGCUCAGGUUGAUGAGGUGGUUGACAUCAUGCGGGUGAAUGUGGACAAAGUCCUGGAAAGAGAUCAGAAGCUGUCUGAGCUCGAUGAUCGUGCAGAUGCCCUUCAAGCUGGAGCGUCACAGUUUGAAACCAGCGCUGCCAAGCUGAAGAGGAAGUACUGGUGGAAAAACUGCAAGAUGAUGAUUAUACUCGGAGCAAUAUGUGCAAUCAUUAUCAUCAUUAUCAUUAUUUAUUUCUGCACCUGAAGAGCCGAAGUCCGUCCAAAAAUACAGCCUAGCUUUGUCCUCGUCAGCCACACCUUCUCCAGUGUCAGAUAUUAUUUGUUAACCUCUGCUUAUGCCCAUAGUUGUUUUUAUUUUGCCUGUAAGUUAUCUUUAGUAUUCAACUGGGUGCAUUGAGUGCUGUUAACUAAAUUGUAAUAACGAUUAACCAGCUAAUUACUGCCAAAUAGAUAGGUAGGUUAAUGUCUUACACGUUCCGAGGUAAAACUAGCACAAUGUAUGUACACUGACCUUCAAAUAGUUGGACCAUGUUUCUAAAUAUAACUCCAAGUGACUUUUUUUUCUAAGUUGCCAAGUAGUCUACCGAUAGGCUGUAACAACAUGAAUGCCCAAAGCCUUAACAACCAUCAAAUCAAAACCGCUGAUUUGAGUCGUAUAAUGUAAAAUUACAUUUCUCAAAUUACAGAUCUGAAUAAAGAAUUUUCACACAUUAACAAAACCCAGCAUCCAUUGCCUCCAUUGCUCGGAGGUUUAGACCAAGUCAUAUGAAUGAAGUUUCAAAAGAACGCAGUGUUCUAUUCAGUAUUCAGAGCUUUCUUGCAGCACAAAGUAUAAACGUAAAUGACUGAAGGUUUCAUUGAUUUGAAAAUAAUAAGGAGCAGUUUAGCGAGUCAGUUUUGAGCCCAGUGACCUUACUUGUGUUACAAUAUCCGUCAGCCUCCACAAUAGACCUUAACAUUAUAUUUCAGGGCGGUGACUGCUGGAAGGUGGGUGAUAGUAUUGGGCAGCAGCUGGUGUACCAGUCGGAAUUCACAUCAUCAAAAAUCUGCUCUCACUUUGAAUUCCCAACAAACAAAGCACACAUCAGAUUUAUUUGAUAGAAUACUUACAAUACAACACG
Callorhinchus milii (elephant shark) is the source of this 1295-nucleotide messenger RNA. RefSeq names its product vesicle-associated membrane protein 2-like. Gene Ontology annotation, molecular function: SNAP receptor activity; syntaxin binding. The record is from RefSeq and is a predicted model, not a curated record. The coding region runs from base 59 to 418 and encodes 119 amino acids. Gene Ontology annotation, cellular component: SNARE complex; plasma membrane. Gene Ontology annotation, biological process: SNARE complex assembly; vesicle fusion; vesicle-mediated transport. NCBI's taxonomy places the organism in Eukaryota, Metazoa, Chordata, Chondrichthyes, Chimaeriformes, Callorhinchidae. The transcript has 5 exons.